Messenger RNA from Amphibalanus amphitrite, 558 nucleotides. RefSeq names its product laminin subunit alpha-like. Bases 1 to 558 code for a protein of 185 amino acids. The record is from RefSeq and is a predicted model, not a curated record. The transcript is spliced from 4 exons. Gene Ontology annotation, cellular component: basement membrane. Gene Ontology annotation, biological process: axon guidance. Lineage: Eukaryota; Metazoa; Arthropoda; Thecostraca; Balanomorpha; Balanidae.
AUGUCUUGUGAGGAGUGUGCCCCGGGCCACUACCGCGCCCAGACCGGCCCCUACGGCGGCUACUGCGUGCCCUGCAACUGCAACGGCCACUCGGAGACGUGCGAUCCGCUCACCGGGAAAUGCUUCGAUUGCCAACACAGCACCACGGGCGACCACUGUGAGAAAUGUAUCACCGGUUACCAUGGUGACGCCACGGGCGGCUCACCUUACGACUGUCUGAUCUGUGCCUGUCCUCUGCCGAUCGCCUCCAACAACUUUGCCAACAGCUGCGAGGUAUCCCCGGACGGUCUCAACAUUCGCUGCGAGUGUCAGGAGGGCUACUACGGCGCCCGCUGCCAGGCGUGCGCGGCAGGCUACUUUGGCACGCCGGAGAUCCAGGGUGGCUCGUGCCAGCCGUGCGGCUGUUCGGGGAACAUCGACACCAGCGACCCCGGCUCGUGUGACUCGAUCACUGGAGAGUGCCUGCGGUGUCUGAACAAUACGGACGGACCGGCGUGUAACCUGUGCGCUAAUGGCUACUUCGGAGACGCCGUGGUCAUCAAGGAUUGUCAGGUAUAG